CUGAUGUCAGACAUAUACCACGCUGAGCUAUAUCUAUACGACGGCCACAGCAGUCGUGCGCGGGCCAAGGGCGAUGACACCAAUGGCAGAUGUUCGAUCGCAAUCCGACUCUUCCAGCUUGGCCCGGGCUGAUAGAGAUGAGGCCAUAAGUAUAUGGCACGACCUCGAGGUAAGAGGCAGACCGUCCCACUCUUAUACGACUGAUCCACACGACUAGCUGAUAAACUACCAGCCUCACUGGGGCGGCUAGUCGAUCAAACCCUGGACCAUACCUGGUAAUCUUUAAGCCUUUCGGACGUUGAACGUGGCGUGCUGAUCGCGAUUCAUGUCCCCACAUGCGAUAUGUCUUACUAUUGACAAGCUACCGUCGGUAUGAGAACGAUGUGGCAGCCCCCCCAGAGUCAGCCGGUAGCCUUGCUCGUGCACCUACUUCGAUAUUGGCCGACUUAUUCUAAGGUCCCUACACACAGAUGUCUGCUGUGCUUUGCAGAGUGUCACCAACUCUAUGUAAGUUCCAAGCUGAACCAAAGUAGCGGUGUCCAUGCAAGGGCAGGCCCGAUUAUUUGGUAUUUUCAGUACAUACCCGGCGAAGAGGGAUCCGCGGUUAGACCAUUACCGGCUUGUCGCCUCCGAGGGGCUUGGGAAGGGAGUGGACCAAAGGGGGGAAAGGCACCAGAGUCCAGGGUUGGAGGGGUCCUGACAAAAUCCGGGCAGCACCGCAAUGGUCCAGUCAGGCAGCGAUUCGUUCGUUUCCCAAUGGGCAUGCGGGCUCGACGCUGUCAACAGCAGCCUUGCGCGGUAAAUCAAACAUAUCGGAGGUUAAGCGCCGCUCAGGCGACCAGCAGUUGCAUCCGUGGUUUUGGAGGGGUUCCAGUAGCACCGCGUGGGCGCAGGUUUCGAGAAACUGUGGAUUCGUCAAGGGGUGUACACCUUAUAAAGCAAGGGCAACAGCAGCUUCAUUCCUGGAUUUAAGCUUGUUGGAAAAAGUGGCGAUGAGGGUCGAGUCAAGUAUGCCCGCGGGCUGCUGCAUGCAAGGAGUUCCGGCAAGUGUGCUUCUUCCCAAAUCGUCGGGUCCCAGCAUCAACA
Molecule: messenger RNA, 1086 nt
Organism: Aspergillus ibericus CBS 121593
Lineage: Eukaryota; Fungi; Ascomycota; Eurotiomycetes; Eurotiales; Aspergillaceae
Exons: 1
Coding region: 373-972 (199 amino acids)
Source: RefSeq, a predicted model, not a curated record